CACAGCCGAAGCAUGCCACUUUCUUGCUUGAAACACAGCAACUUCCUAUCAAAUACUUAAUAUGGCUACUGCAAGUAUCCUUGAUCUUGCAAGCUCCAUCGAGCAGAACACUCGCGUCGUGUACGAGUACCUGCAAGAAAAUGGCUUACCUGAACCCUCCUUCGAGGCCACAUCUCCACCGGAUCUGCCGCUGCCGCCGAAUGUCUCUCAGGCAAAGGAGGCUGCCUUGGAGGCCAUGGAUGAGUUGCAAACUUUGCUCUUAGGUCCUAUGCCGAAGAUCUUUCAUGAGCUAAUUCACACGCCCACCAGCCUGACCAGCCUCCACGCCGUCGCUAGAUUCAAGAUGGCGAACGCAUUUCCAGCAACGUCGACAACUACUGUUCCAGAGCUUGCGAAGGCAUCCAGACUAGACGAGGGGGACUGCAUUCGGCUGGUGCGCCACGCAGUUGCAAACCGCCUUCUCCUCGAGAAGUCUCCAGGUGUUAUUUCACACUCCGCUAUGAGCAGUGCCAUUGCGAACGUUCCUCUCCUCAGGGAGUGGAUUGAAGAGUCUUGCGAGAAUAUGUGGUCCUCCGGCCCGCGCAUCGUUUCUGCCAUGGAAAAGUGGCCGGGAUCAGAAGAGCCCCACCAAACCGCCUAUAAUAUUGCACACCACACGGACCUCUCGUUCUUCGAAAACAUCGCGAGCGAUACAACAGGGACGCGGGCGAAGAGAUUCGCCGAGUCGAUGAGCUUCUUCCAAGCUAGUCCAGGAAUGCAGACCUCGCUAGUCGUCGACAACUACAACUGGGGAGAUUACAAAACCAUGGUCGACAUUGGCGGUUCCCACGGUGCCGUGCCCUUGGAGCUGACCAAGCGCUUCCCCGACAUGAAAUGCACCGUUCAAGACCUCCCGGAAGUGAUCGCAACAGCGCCAAAGAACGUUGAACGCGUCGACUUCCAGGCGCACGACUUCUUCACCGCGCAACCUGUGAAAGGCGCCGAUGUCUACUUUUUUAGGAUGAUCCUCCAUAAUUGGAGCGAUAAAUACUGCAUCCAGAUUCUUCGCAAUAUCAUACCGGCGAUGAAGAAGGGCUCAAGGGUCGUUAUCAACGAUCACGUGGUUCCGGCGCCAGGGAUCCUGAGUCCAUACAAGGACCGGUCGGUUCGCGCGUUCGACUUGGUCAUGAAGGAGUGCUUUAAUGCGAAGGAGCGGGAUAUUGAUGACUGGACGGAGUUGUUGAAGAAGGCCGAUGAGCGGUUCGUGAUUGCUGACGUUAAGCGGCCGGAGGGCUCGCAGCUGCAGAUUAUCGACGUGCAGUGGGAUACGUGACGAGUAUCGAUUGGGUUGGGCUGCAAUGCAGGUAGGUAGUUGUCGAGCUCUUUUGCGGACAUGUGCUGCUGCGCCGCAGACCAGGCAGGCUGAUGUGGCCAAUGACGGCUUGGUAGAGAGUUUUUACAGGGCGCGAGGCUAGGGCCCUGUUUACUGUCGCGCCGCAGCGUCCGGCGAGAGCGAGCAGGGAUAAAAUAAGCUUAAAAUAUAGCGUCUUUUUCUUCAAAACGAAAAAGUACGGCGAGAAUGAAGGCAG
This is a messenger RNA of Trematosphaeria pertusa, 1568 nucleotides long. Its product is annotated as S-adenosyl-L-methionine-dependent methyltransferase. The transcript is spliced from 2 exons. The record is from RefSeq and is a predicted model, not a curated record. Lineage: Eukaryota; Fungi; Ascomycota; Dothideomycetes; Pleosporales; Trematosphaeriaceae. Bases 62 to 1312 code for a protein of 416 amino acids. Gene Ontology annotation, molecular function: O-methyltransferase activity.